Juglans microcarpa x Juglans regia is the source of this 3142-nucleotide messenger RNA. RefSeq lists its product as uncharacterized. Gene Ontology annotation, molecular function: transcription corepressor activity. Gene Ontology annotation, biological process: negative regulation of DNA-templated transcription. NCBI's taxonomy places the organism in Eukaryota, Viridiplantae, Streptophyta, Magnoliopsida, Fagales, Juglandaceae. The coding region runs from base 308 to 3136 and encodes 942 amino acids. The transcript is spliced from 7 exons. The record is from RefSeq and is a predicted model, not a curated record.
GUUUUAGGAAUGUUUUAUUUUGAGUUUCUUAGAUGUUACGCCCUUUCUGUGAUAUCGGUGGUCUUGAAUCCUUAACGCUUCAAAUUGAGCCAUGCAACUCCAUAAGAAAAGUUUGGUUUUUUUUUCUGUAAGGCUAACAGAAACGCCCACCCCAAUAAAGUCCAUGUGACAAUAGGAGAUUCAGUGCGUGUUUCUUGGUGAGCAAGUUACUCUUAGUGUAAUCAAAUCGUUGCGACCUAAACAUAAUUGAAGUUUCUGAUUUUCUCACUCUCUCCUUAGAAGUUCUGUAAACUUGGUUUACACCUCAAUGGCAAUACCGGCGGAUGCUCCAAAAUUCGGUAGAAAGAGAAAGCGAAAGAGAUUAGCCUCCCAAAAAAAGCUCACUGUAGGUGAAAGAGUGGAGGUAAGGAGUGAGGAAGAUGGGUUUCAAGGCUCAUGGCACCCUGGGAGUGUCAUUGCAUGUUAUAACCAAGGUCGUCGUGUAAAGUACGACCAUCUCCUAUGCAAUGAUAAGUCUGAUAAUCUUGAGGAUGUCGUGUAUGUUUCACGUUCAUUGAAUGGCAUUGGUUCUACUGAUGCAAACAGCUGCAAGUAUCGUGGGUGUAUAAGGCCGACGCCACCUCAUGUGGAGUUUAAUAAAUGGGUCCUUUCCUAUGGUCUUUGUGUGGAUGUGUAUUACCAGGAGGCUUGGUGGGAAGGUGUGAUUUUUGAUCACGAUGACGGUUCGGAUGAGAGAAGGAUUUUCUUUCCUGAUUUGGGCGAUGAAUUAAAGACAGGAAUUAACAUGUUGAGAAUUACUCAGGACUGGAGUGAGUCUACAGAUAAUUGGCAGCCUCGUGGGAUCUGGUCAUUUCUCAAGUUGAUUGAGGAAUAUGAGCAAGAAGGAUACCUUGGUGUUUCAGUAAAGCAAAUUUGGUAUGACGUGCGGGGAAAAAAAGGUUUUGAUGAGAUUGAGGAGUGGACUUGUAACAGGGAAGACUUGUGGAAAGAGUUAAUGUUGGAGGUCAUUGACGAUAACUUAAGUAUCAUCCUAAAAGAUGUGUUUCAGGUUUUUGAUCAUUCCGUGAGCUUGUUACAAGAAACCAGUGGAGGAUUGAAAUCAGCUAGAACUCCUGUUGACACUGAUACAAGCCCUGAAUCAAAUUUGGAUAAUUCUCAUGCCAUCGUCCCUGUUGAGGAAUUGUGCAGUGAUCCAUUUAUUGAUCAAGAGAAGCCUCCUCCUAUGGAUGAACUAUUCUCUGAUAUGAAUCUUUUGGCUGACUCAGAUGUACCCUGCCACAAUAAAGCAGUGUCUUUGAUAGCUGAGAGAUUGUCGGCAUUACCUUCUAGCACCAAUUUAGUGACCAUUGGUGAAGAACUCUCUAGUACUAAUUCGGUUAAGGUCAAUGGGAAGCGCAGAUGUUUUACACGCAAAAGAAAUUGGCUACCUGCUGGGCCCAACGUGCUUCCUGAACCUGCAUUCUGCGCGCAUGCUGUUACCGAGUAUGCACUUUUGAGAAUGAAACAUAAGAAGCCGGGGAAUUCUUUAGCCACAGAUGUGCGGAAGCAUCUUUCAUACCUGGGAUGGAAGAUUGACUUUAUUAGAUAUAAGGGUGAGAAUAGACUACGCUAUACCUCACCUAUUGGGAGAUGUUACUAUUCACUUCUCCAGAUCUGUCAAGAAAUGAGGGGAUCCACUACAGAGACGAUCUCUUCAUUCUCGGAAAGUCAGAGAAAUUUUCAUAUAUCUCAAGAUGAUACACCUUCAUUUUUGCUCCUAGAACAACCUCAAGCAAAUCAGGAUCCUUAUUUUUGUUCUCAAACUAUGGCGUCUACGCAGUCUGAUAAACUUGGAGAGAAACCAAAAUUUUGUCAUCAAGCUGUUGUGGAUAAUGAUAUGCAUGGACAAGUUAAGAGCUCCCAAAAAUUAAAAAGAAGAAAGGUUUCUAGACCAUUGCCAAAUUUGAGAAAUGAUCUAGGAAGUAUUUGCCCAACUCGUAUGCUGCUAUCAAGGAAAAGAGUACAGGAGGUGGUUACUCCUAGAUCCUCACAUCGCAAUCCUCGAACUGUACUCUCUUGGUUGAUAGACAACAAUGUGGUGUUGCCGAGAGCAAAAGUACGCUAUUAUAAGAACCACCGUUCAUUGGCUGAAGGGCAGAUAACUCGUGAUGGGAUUAAGUGCAGUUGUUGUGAGAAGGUGUUUACUCUUUAUAACUUCGAAGUUCAUGCUGGUAGCAAAAACCACAGACCAGCUGCUAGUAUUUUUCUGGAAGAUGGAAGGUCUCUGUUAGAUUGCCAAAUGCAAUUGAUACGUGCUAAGAAGUUUAAAAACUUCACAAGAAAACCACAUGUUAGAAUGAAGAGAAGUUCUCGUCAAGGCGAGAAUGACAGCAUUUGUACUGUUUGUCACUAUGGAGGUGAAUUGAUAUUAUGUGAUAAAUGUCCGUCUGCAUUCCAUAAGAGUUGCAUCAAUUUGAAGGAUGUUCCAGAUGGUGAUUGGUUCUGCCCAUCAUGUUGUUGUGGAAUUUGUGGACAAAAGAAAUUCGGAGGCAACAGUGAACAUCAAGUUGAUGAUAUUGUUCUCACAUGCUAUCAGUGUGAGCAUAAAUAUCACAUUUACUGCUUACAAAAUAGAGGGGCUGCUGGCAUGGAAAUUUGUCCUGAAGAAAAAUGGUUUUGCUGCAGAAAGUGUGAGCAGAUAUUUUGGGGCCUCCAAAAUAUUUUAGGCAAACCAAUUCCAGUGGGUGAGGACAAUCUGACUUGGAUGUUGUUAAAGCCUAUGACACCUGAUAGUCAUGAUUUAGAGGCCUUGUCAGAGAAUUACAGCAAGCUGAAUGUUGCUCUUGGUGUGAUGCAUGAGUGUUUCAUACCUAUGAAGGAACCUCGCACUCGCAGAGAUCUUGUUGAAGAUGUUAUUUUCAGUAGAGAGUCAGAGCUUAAUCGUUUGAACUUUAGAGGGUUCUACACAGUGCUUUUGGAGAGAAAUGAUGAGAUGAUUGCUGUGGCUACUGUACGGAUCUAUGGAGAGAAGGUGGCAGAAAUGCCUCUUGUUGGUACAAGGUUCCGAUAUCGUCGUCGUGGAAUGUGUCGCAUACUGAUGAAUGAGCUGGAAAAGGAAACUUACGUUUUUCUCAGUUUUUUUCUUUUGGUGGGAUAGGGGGCU